Argentina anserina (silverweed cinquefoil) is the source of this 2648-nucleotide messenger RNA. Its product is annotated as ACT domain-containing protein ACR1. The transcript is spliced from 6 exons. The record is from RefSeq and is a predicted model, not a curated record. Lineage: Eukaryota; Viridiplantae; Streptophyta; Magnoliopsida; Rosales; Rosaceae. Bases 1095 to 2516 code for a protein of 473 amino acids.
AACAGAGAGACAGCAUAGCUCUUUUUUCUUUUCUUUUAGUUCUUAUUUUUUCCUUUCAGGGUUUCAGUGUUUGUUAUAUUAAUCGAUAAGCCCAUCAUCCAUCCCAUCUGUUUCGGUCGUUCUGUAUAUUUUCCUCACCAGAAAACCAUUUUUUUCUAAAUUUAGGGACAUAUAUAUAGCUAGGACUCACUGAUCCGAGCUAGGCUAUUCUAACGCCUUUGUAUUUUCCACAAAACAAGAAUCCAAGCUCUCUAAUCUCCUUUUCCUCUGUUAAAAUUUCGCUUCUGUGUACAAUAGAACCUCUCUGUGUUCAGGUCAGUCUCUGUUGCAUUAGUACGUUUUUGUUACUCUUUUUACCAUCCCAAGAAAGAAACUUAAUCAAUGGCAAUGAAGUCCAAGAGAUUUUGAUCUGGUUUUGUACAAAAUCUCAGAUUGCUUCUCAUUUGUAGCUAGUAUUCCCUUCCAUCAAAAUUUUGAUUCAACACCAAGGAGAAUGCUAUUUCUAGUUUGGACCAACAAUCUGGAUAUGUGGGUUCUUCAAGAGAAUAGAACUCUGGUCCUGGAUAUGAGAAUUAGAACGUAUUGACUCUGAUAUUUUAGUCUUUUAUUUUCCGUUGUUGAGUGUAUCAAAGCAGUUUGUAUAUAUAUCUCAAUUGCCACUGUAUUUCCGGGUCAAAACAAUGAAAUUUUCUUCACAAUUUCCCAGUCUCCUCCUUGAUUGAAUAUUCCGAGGUAAUCAUGAGGUAAAUCUUAGUUGUUUUUCUUUGAGAAGGAUAAGAACUUGAAUUGUACACGGAAUCCACCUAACUUACAUAUUGUUCAGGUGCCUUAAUUAGUUCUUCUAGGUGUUGUAUUUCAACUAACUUAAGAAACAAGCUAGACGCCGCUCUCUUAUCUCUUCCCCAAGUUAUUCAAGAUUUACGUGUUCUUUUAAUUUAGACUGGGUUUUGGGGUAUGGUCUUAAUUUAAAUACUUAGUUUCCAUCUUGUUUAUAAAUACUGAUUUUCAGGUGAAGCAAACCAACAAUGUCAUCUCCUUGCUGCAACAAAGCAGCAGCGAACGCAGUAUUGUACAUUUGUUGAUAAUUGAAGAAGAUGGAGAUAAUCUACCAGCCCUAUAUCGAUCCCGACUACGAAUGCCUCAUUGAAAGAAUCUACCCGCCGUGGAUUUGUAUCGACAACGACACAUGCAAAGAUUGCACCCUUGUGAAGGUUGACAGUGCAAACAAGCACGGGAUUCUACUUGAGAUGGUCCAAGUUUUGACAGAUCUUGAUCUUGUUAUUUCCAAAUCGUAUAUAUCCUCUGAUGGUGGAUGGUUUAUGGAUGUGUUCCAUGUGACGGAUCAACUCGGCAACAAAAUCACUGACGAGAGCAUCAUACUUUAUAUCCAGCAGGCACUUUGUGCUAAGAGGGGAGGGACUACAAAGGAGGCAAGGAUAUGUUUAGGAAAAGAAGUGGCACCGGGAGUGAAAGACCUGGCCCUAGAAUUGACCACCAAGGACAGACCGGGCUUAAUGUCUGAGAUCUCUGCAGUCCUAGUUGAGCUCGGCUGCAAUAUAACGGCAGCCGUGACUUGGACCCACAACUCCCGAACAGCCAGCAUCUUCUAUGUCGAAGAUGGGGUGAAAGGAGGCCCAAUUACAGACCCGAUACGCCUAGCAAAUGUACAAGAGCACCUAGAAAAUGUGAUCGAAGCUCAUCACGAAGAAGGCGAGAAGAGGAGUGUUAGGUUGACUACUCCUGCAGUCGGAAGAACGCACACAGAGCGGCGGCUCCACCAACUGAUGUACGAGGAUGAGGACUACGAGAUGUGUAGGGGUUGUGAUGGUGGUGGUAAAGGACACAAGAAGUGUUGUGACCGAAUUCAUGUCUCGAUAGAGAGUUGCAAGGAGAAGGGGUAUUGGAUUGUCAAUGUAAGAUGUAGAGACCGUCCCAAACUGUUGUUCGACACAGUUUGUGCUCUCACUGACUUGCAAUAUGUUGUGUCCCAUGCUCUGGUUUCUUCCAGCGGUACCAUGGCUGAUCAGGAAUAUUUCGUGAGGCACAAGGAUGGCUACACUUUGAACGCAGAAAGUGAAAGGCACAAACUCGGUCUAUGUCUAGUUGCUGCAAUAGAGAGAAGGACCUCGCAAGGAUUAAGACUUGACCUGUGUGCCAAAAAUCGGAUGGGGCUAUUGUCUGACAUCACAAGGGUUUUCCGAGAGAGUGGCUUAUCGAUAUCAAGAGUCGAAAUUGGAACAUAUGGUGAGAGAGCAGUGGGAUCUAUUUAUGUGACAGAUGCUUCGGGUCAUGAUGUAGAUCCGAACACAGUGGAAUUGGUGAGGAAGGAGAUUGGAGGAUCUGUGGUUGUAGUUCACAAACCACAGAAUUGGACUGCUCCUGGUUCUUCUUCAGGGGCAAGCCAGAGAGUACCAUACACAAUAGUAGAAGAAGCUAGACCAAGAUUGUCACUUGGAAGUUUGGUCUGGUCUCAACUGGAGCGCCUUUCGAGCAACUUUGGACCCAUUAGAUUAUAAGGAGCUUCAGAGGUUAUUUUCAUGGUGUUUUGUUGUAGGCAUGAAUGUCUUAUAUCUGUACAUAAGUUUGUACAAUCAGUAAUUUUUCUCUUCUUCCCUUCUAGUGAAGUUCAAUUAAGGUUGAUCUAAGAU